GCCUUUGGAAUCACUUUGUUACGAUCCGUUUGCUUCACGUGUCAUUUGCCGCUCGUUUUCACUUUUUACUGAAGUUUUCGCUGCGCGUGUCACGAUGUAUAAUCUUGUCUGCUUGAAGCGGUCACUUGUUCGCUUUAUCUUAACGAUCUUACUGCAACACAUGAGACCAUUCUCCCCUCUUUCAUAGUCCAUACGGUGAUCGCUUAUGACUCCGAAAUGCAUGAGGCGUUUUUGCCCAUCUGUCUUCUGAGAAACUAUCCAUACGCAUUGGAAUGCUUGACUUGCUACGACAAUUUCCUUCUCGUCGGUACCAAGCAGGGCUUGCUGCUUGUAUACGAAAUUACUCCGAAAUCUCUCAGUCAUCCUGUUUAUUUUAUUCCCUCGAUCAAUCCUCGGCCGAUUUCCAAAAAGACUGUACGCUUGAGUCUGAGAAAUGACAUUCUUGAGCAACCCGAAGCCCCAGAUCCACAUGCGUUGCCCGCAGCGGCUCCCAUAUUUUCAACUCGAGUCCACACAACGCGAACAUUUGGCCGAAAGCCAAUUUUGCAGCUGGCUGCCAUUCCCGAAUUGGAUUUGUUGUUAGCUCUAGCUGAGGGUCAGAUGAACGUGUAUCAAUUGCAAAACUGUCAGCUGAUCGCCACCGUUCCAACAAGCAAGGGAGCAACAGUCUUUGCAUAUUACUAUUCACUUGGUAAAGAUCUCGCGGAAAAUCAGUCUUGCCUCUCCGGCUCCGAUUCUGGUACUUCUCACAACCCCUCCAGUUAUUUUACUGGGGCUAAAUUGUACAUUUGUGUCGGUGUGAAACGCCGCUUAUUCUUUUGGCGUUGGGACUUCCUCGGUCAAAAGUGUGUUCGUCCCGGUGGUCCCGAGGAUCGUUUGUCUUGUGAUUGGUCACCGGAGCUUACUCUGUCAGAUACCGCGCGAGUUAUGCAGUUUCAAGGCCCAACUCACCUGAUCGUGGGCACACGAGCUGAGUACUGUCAGGUCACCUUAUCCACUGGCGAAGUAAGCAUAUUUGCCUGUCUGCAUUCGAUUUUUGAUUGA
Dicrocoelium dendriticum is the source of this 1044-nucleotide messenger RNA. NCBI's taxonomy places the organism in Eukaryota, Metazoa, Platyhelminthes, Trematoda, Plagiorchiida, Dicrocoeliidae. The record is from the annotation of a GenBank genome assembly.